This is a messenger RNA of Cooperia oncophora, 777 nucleotides long. The record is from the annotation of a GenBank genome assembly. NCBI's taxonomy places the organism in Eukaryota, Metazoa, Nematoda, Chromadorea, Rhabditida, Trichostrongylidae.
AUGCUUGGAAACAUGCUAAUUGCAGUUAAUCGAUACUCUGCACUGAGCCUGAAAGAGAAGUAUGAGAAGGUUUGGAACAGAAGAAAUGUACGUAUUAUAAUAGGGCUACAAUAUGGCUGUGCCAUUGCAGUUUUCAUUCCACAACUCGGAGCAGAAUACACAUAUCUCCGAAAAGAUGAUGGAGCUUACCUAUUCGUGGGUGUGGAUAGACUUAGCGUUCUGAUUAACGGAGCCACUUACACUGCCACAUGUCUACUUUACGCAGUAGUUAGCGUUACUCUCAACGUCAGAUCGCUUGUCCUUCUACAUGGCUUACUGAAAGCCAGCGAGUUCGCGAGACGUUUCCACAACGAGAGGGGCAUGCUGUUUUAUACGACAAUCGUGUUCCUGUUCACUAUGCUAAUGUGCACACAACAAGUCUUGAGAGAAGUUGCAACCGUGACUGAAAGUGAGGCAUUUCAUUCGUGGAUAACUAUGCAGCUUUAUAAAGUGCUUUAUUACGAGAUCAUGCAACUUAUUACUGUUGUGCAACAUCAGCCAACUUACCUGUUUUAUUGGCUGAAUGAUGUUAUGGUCAGUAUACCGCCGUUCUCUCUGCUGAUGUUCAACAAGGAACUCCGCGGCGACAUACGCAACUUCUUCCAGUGUCGGAGAAAUCAGCGCAGCGCCGUCGCCUUCGCCUCUAGUGAAAAUCGCACCGCUGCUACUGGCUUCAAGAAAUUUUUUACCAUUACCAUUAUACCCGUACGCCGUACCAUUAUACGCUCUACCUAUUGA